This is a messenger RNA of Sitodiplosis mosellana (orange wheat blossom midge), 714 nucleotides long. RefSeq names its product CD63 antigen-like. The record is from RefSeq and is a predicted model, not a curated record. The transcript has 4 exons. Lineage: Eukaryota; Metazoa; Arthropoda; Insecta; Diptera; Cecidomyiidae. The coding region runs from base 140 to 592 and encodes 150 amino acids. Gene Ontology annotation, cellular component: membrane.
UUCAUUUGUUUUUUUUCAACCAAAAUGUUCGUUAUUCAACAUUCAUGCAGGGAGUAGUACGAGUAUAUUCGCAAUAGUUCUUAUCGUAAUCGGUUUGGUUGUCUUCUUAAUCGCAUUUCUGGGUUUUUGUGGUUCAAUAAUGGAGAAUCCUGUUUUGCUACUUAUUUUCAUAAUUUUUCUUACGAUACUCGUCAUCAUUCAAAUUACAAUUGGUGUUGUAGUUGUGACAAACGUAAGCAUGGCCCAGGAAUAUUUAGAUUUUGAACUCGUUCGAAGCUUUCGUAGUUAUGCAACGAGUAAAAGUGAUGCCAUCUUUUGGGAUCGAAUUCAGAUCGAGAACAAAUGCUGCGGCCUCCACAGCUAUGGAGAUUACGAACAUAUUCCAAUACCUCCAUCUUGUUGUGGUUAUGUGCAUCAAGAUGCAGAUGGACAAUGUUUGGUGGAAAAUUGUUGGAGAACCGGAUGCCGAAGAAUUUUGGCGAAUCUUUAUAGAACAAUUUUAAAGUAUUUAACUGGCACAGCCAUUGGUCUCGGAUGCGUUCAGAUCACUGGAAUCAUAUUCGCCUUCUACCUGUACGCAAAGUUUAGAUAAGUUUCCUUGCCACCGUUGACGAGGAUACCGUUUUUAUGUUUGAAUGUCUAGAAUUGACGACCUUCCAAUAAAAAUAAUAUUCAUAUGUAAUAUACAUAAAUAAAUAUGUUGGCUGUUAGCUA